Rotaria sp. Silwood1 is the source of this 2670-nucleotide messenger RNA. The record is from the annotation of a GenBank genome assembly. Lineage: Eukaryota; Metazoa; Rotifera; Eurotatoria; Philodinida; Philodinidae.
AUGGCAACCUCUGAUACAACACCUUAUACAUUACUUGAUGUCCCUGAAGAUAUCGACUACGUGAAAUUACGAACAGUCUAUCGGAAAAAAAUUCAUGAACAUCUACAAAAGAAAAUUUCAGCCAUCAAUUUCCGUCGUAUUUGUCGUGCGUAUGAAACAUUAUCUGACUUUGAUAAACGUAAUCUUUAUGAUUCACAAAAACAAUGGGUUUCUGAACUGCCAAUCAAUAAAUAUACUCCACAACAAUUGGCCGCUGAACCAGAUCUAAUACGUGAUUUAAAACAACGACUACGCAAUGCUAAUUUAACAGAACUUAAUGCUCAAGAUCCUGUAACAGGUCAUACGACACUUUAUACUGCAGCUCGUGCUGGUAAUGUAGAAGCAGUAAAAUUUUUAACUGAACAAGGAGCAGAACCUGAUUUAUCACAACGUACAAAAAGUACUGCAUUACAUGUUGCUGCUUUUUAUGGACAUGCUGAUGUUGUUCGUUGUCUGUUGGAAAGUGGAGCCGAUUAUCGAAUAAAAAAUUCGUGUGGUAAUACAGCUGAAAACGAAGCAUAUAAUGAUGACGUAAAUAAAGUAUUUAUUGAACUCAAACAAAUUCCUUACAUUCGAGUAGCUGCAAACGAACUUGAUUGGUUUUUUAAGAACGGUUUAACACAGCAUCAAGAUACAGAAUAUUUUGCUCAACGUCAAACACUAUUACAUUGUGCUAGUAAAAAAGGUUAUUGUGAAUUAGUACAUUGGCUUGUAGAACAACGUCAGGCUAAUAUAGAUCUUGUUGAUUUCAAUGGAAAUACUGCUUUACAUCUUGCUGCUUAUGGUGGUCAUACAACUGUUGUCGAUUAUCUACUUAAGUGUGGUUGUGAUUCGACUGUUAAAAAUCGAUGGGGUACAACGGCUGAAGAAGAAGGCAUUAAGCAUGGUAAUAGUAUUACUAAUAUUUUUAAAAAUAUACGUGAACGUGACAUGUUUGAUAUGGCACGAACUGGUGUAGAUUGGUGGUUUUAUUAUUAUUUUGAUAGUGAUUCAAAAGAUAUGAUUGAUUCUAAUGGUAUAAGUUUAUUAUAUCAUGCUUGCCGUUUUGGACAAUAUACUGUUGCAAAAUGGUUAUUAGAACAUGGAGCUAAUGUUAAUCUUCAAAUGACAACGAAACCAAGGAGUACUCCAUUACAUGUAGCAAAAUAUCGUGGUCAUGUUUUAAUUGUCGAACUUCUACUUGAAUAUGGUGCAGAUGUCAAUAUUAAAAAUGAUUUUGGAGCAAAUGUCUUCGAAGAAGACAUAUCGGAAGAAGUAGAUGAAAACAAAUCGAGUAACAUUAAAGAAAUCUUACUACAAUAUCAACGUAAUUUAACAAGUGAUAAGUUGAUUGAUAUACAUGUCUAUGAAGAUGAUGGUGAUGGAGAGGAACCGAUUGUAAAAAUCAAACUUGAACUUAGAUCCAAUCAUCAGGAUCUAUUAACAGCAUUAUCUAAUGUUUCAGGUGAUCAAUAUCCUUAUUUUUCUAUUGCUCGACGUGCACUUAUCUUCAAAGAAAAGGAUACAACAAUUAUAUCAGCUGUAGGUUGUUCACGAUAUGUUUCUUCAAAAUUUAUUGAUACACCAAUCCGUCUGAUCCGUCACAAAACAUUACCAAAUGGAUAUAACAGUAAUCAAUCAAUUCAUGAAGAGUCUAAAUUAGAUCUUCGAAAUUUCAGUAAAAAGUUCGAUUCUCAAUGUAAAACAAAUUCAUUUUCAUUGAAAGCUCCUCUAACAGAGAAAAAAAACAUUCAAAUUGAUAAUUUAAUGUUCAGCUUCUCUGAAAGUUCUAUAAAAAAUGACAUUGAAUUUAAAAUAGAUACACUUUUUACACCAGACCCUGAAAUAUUUAACAUACUUGGAUGUAUUUGCCUUUUUAAAAUUACAAUUAAUCAAUCUCCUACUACAUUUCUUGAAUUACCCGAGGUAUCAAUGGUUAAUGAGCGCGAAGCUCGUUUAUACACGUUAGCUACACCUUCACCUUACUGGUUUAGUUCUCACACUCGUCGAACUCGUCUACCUGUGAUUAUUGGUUUUCAUGCAUUCGUUCGUUAUGUUAGUAUCAUUCCAAAUCAUCUUGUCCUACCAGCAGAUAUGUUUAUUGCAGCUACUCUUGAACAACCAUUGAAAUUACGAGAUAAUCCUGUACCCUGUAGAUAUUUAGUUCUUCGAAAACAUAAUCCUAGCAUAUUUCCACACAUAGUUUAUCAUGGAACAGCCAUUAAUGUCAUUCGAUCUAUCGUUCAUGAUGGACUAGUCAUACCAGGUACGGUAACAGCCAGUGGAAAACGUAUUAAUCCACCAAAAAACCAUUUUGCACGUGAAAGCACAUAUUUUGGGGUUCCUGAUUUUGCUGCUGCUGUUUUUCUAAGUCCGAGUGUGUAUUAUAGCUCGGAUCCAACAUAUGCAAUAUCAUUCUCUCAUCGCGAUCAACAACUGAUACCUGUAUUAGAAUGUAGUGUCAAAAAUGAAAGCUAUAUUACUUAUCCUGGCACUGUAGGAGGCUAUACAAAGCAUCCAGGCGAUGAUUUAAAUGCUCUGGAAUGGCGAGUUAAUGAUCCAAAAAAUAUCGAAAUCAAUGCCAUAUUGUUCAUUACAAAGAUUGAAUCAAUUGCUGCAUCUAAAAUGGCACGAAUUACUAAAACCAGUUGA